Molecule: messenger RNA, 978 nt
Organism: Paraglomus brasilianum
Lineage: Eukaryota; Fungi; Glomeromycota; Glomeromycetes; Paraglomerales; Paraglomeraceae
Source: the annotation of a GenBank genome assembly
AUGAAUAACAACAAUAAAGUAACUGAAUACUUGACAACCUCUUCGCCAACAACACCUCCAUCCUUUCUUGUACUAUACUGGACAACCAUGUAUUCCUUUCUCAUAAAUAGCUUUCGUAAAGUAACCGAGCAAUUACAGAACCUGGCCUCUAGCAGCUACACACCAUAUAUCUUGUCACAGACACAGUUAUCGGCUGAAAAUGGUGAUGCUAGCAAUAGCAAUACUGCCUAUGCUAACGUUAAUAACGGCGAAAACGAUAGGCGGGCAUAUGUUGUUGCUUCUCCAACAACACCGCGCCGAUCUCCUAGGUUCAGGUCAAGGAGACAAGAUCAACAGAUUUCGUCCUCUUCAACAGUAACCCAUGUUUCCAAACACUCUUCGACUCGUGCGAAAGGUCAACAUAAACAGGCCACUUUAGCUUCCUCCAUACCCAGCACGUCGUUUUCAGCAUUCGUAAAAACCAAGACAUUAAUCCUGGACUUGGACGAAACCUUGAUACAUUCCACAAUGAGAGGUUCGCCAGCAAACGCGCAUAUGCUUGAGGUCAUGGUUGACAGCCAUGCAUGUCUCUAUUACGUUUAUAAACGACCCCAUGUGGACUAUUUCUUGAUGAAAGUCGCUGAAUGGUACAAGGUAGUAAUCUUUACUGCCUCUAUGCCGGAAUACGCAGAUCCAGUGAUCGAUUGGUUGGAUCCAGACAAGAACUUAAUUACAAAGCGUUUUUUCCGUCAGUCUUGCAUACAACGGAAUGGAGCAUACGUGAAAGAUUUGACUUUGGUCGAGAAUGAUCUUUCGAAAGUGUGUCUUGUUGAUAACAGUUCGAUAUCUUAUUCACUGCAUCAAGAAAACGGUAUACCGAUUGAAGGCUGGGUAAGUGACCCAAACGAUGAAGCCCUUUUAGAUUUACUCCCGUUCUUGGACGCUCUCCGGUUUACGGAAGAUGUUAGAUCUGUUCUUUCGCUUGCAACAUACAUAUAA